Molecule: messenger RNA, 1986 nt
Organism: Spodoptera frugiperda (fall armyworm)
Lineage: Eukaryota; Metazoa; Arthropoda; Insecta; Lepidoptera; Noctuidae
Exons: 8
Coding region: 653-1717 (354 amino acids)
Biological process (GO): proteolysis
Molecular function (GO): serine-type endopeptidase activity
Source: RefSeq, a predicted model, not a curated record
AAGUAUCUGCCACGGCUUUAAUGGGAGGUAGUGUUGUGUUUGAAGAUUACAAUAGUGAAGAAAUUUCGUACCGCGGACCAGUUAAUUCAAUUUGAGAACAUGAAGAAGUUAAAUAAACAUUGACUCUACUCUGCAUAAUAUAAAGUGGUUCACAAAUACGCACGAUGUAUCAUAUCAAUAAAAUUGUUAUCAAUUGUUUUCAUUGACGAAACGACAAAGACAGUGAAAGAGAUAGUUCUUUCAUAACAAACUCAUACGUAGAUUAAUUAUUGUAUGAAAAAAAACUCAUAAUCAAUAAUUUAUAUUUACUAUUGUAAUCUUCAAACACAACACUACUUCCCAUUAAAGCCGUGGCAGAUACAUUUAGAACACCUUAUAUACUUAUGUAUAUAUUUAUUAAGAAGUUAUCCUGUGGUACCUACUAAUAUCUGUAUUCUAUAUACUAAUCUAUAUACUUCAAUAUAUAAAGCUAAAAACUUAGUUUGUUUAUGUGGACACUCUAAUCUUCGGAACUCGAAUUGAAUAAUUAUUUUUGUGUUGGAUAGUCAAUUUAUCGAGUUAGGCUGUAGGCUAUAAAACAUCACGCUACAAUCAAAAGGAGCCGAGCAGAGGGAGUAACUAGUAAAGGAUAUAUACUACUGCGAACUUAAAAAUGAAUUAUCAGAAGAAACUGAUGUUUAUACUUAUGUUUGUAAUAAAUGGUGCCGUCAGCCAAAUUGUGAAAAGUUGCACCCUGCCUUCAGACCCUGAUAACGGUCGGUAUGAAGUGGCCGGCUUCCCUUCAGCCAAGCCUGGAGACACCCUGCAGUAUGCAAUGCUGAACAUCAGCUGCCUCCCAGGAUAUGAUAUGGUGGGCAACCAGACACUUAUAUGUUUGCAGGGACAAUGGUUUGGAGUAAUGCCUGAAUGCACAAAUUGUGGCACUAUGACAGAGGGCGCCACUGUACCUCCAUGGCAUGUGACGAUUCGCUCUCCACAGUGGAAUGAUGGGAGGGAGUUCUGUACCGGGUCGGUUAUUAGAAGAAACUUGGUCAUAUCUGGUAUGUUUGUCAGGCUAAGUCAACAUCAUCAUCAUCACCAUCAACAGCCUAUAACCGCCCAUUGUUUCUGGGACGAGCAGAGAGCUAGGCUUAGAGAUAUAGAGUACUAUAUCAUAACUAUCAGCAACCAGAAUGGAGAUCCUGAUGGUAACUUGGUAACCAACGUAAAAUUCCCUGAAGAUUUCCGUGGACUACAGAACUAUUUACAGGCAGAUAUUGCUUUAGUUACAACUGCAAACCCAUUGCUAUCCGAUACAGUGAGGCCGAUUUGUCUAAAUUCUGGACAUCAUCGAGGAAGACAGUUACAGGACGGACGAUUAGGGAUGGUGCCUUUAUCUUUACCAUCUACUAAAGGGUUUCGAAGACAUCAUGUGCUUAAGACACUGCCAUAUAUAUCUAUGGCGCAAUGUCUAGACAGCAUCAGCUCGUCAUACCCAACCUUUGGCGGAUACCUGACGUAUGAAAAGUUCUGUGCUGGAAGACAAAAUGGUACGACAAUAUGCCAAGGAAACAGUGGAGCGGGAUUAAUGUUUCCUGAAGCCAAGGGGAUCGUUACCCGUUUCUAUCUGAGAGGGGUAGUGUCAGUCUCUCCUGUGGACAUGACCAAAUCCUGUGGCAUCAGUGACUUCGUCACGUUUACAAAUGUGGACUUUCAUGGAGAUUUUAUUAAAAACUAGCUUCUGCCCGCGACUUCGUCCGCGGAAAAUAAAAAAAAAUAGGGUUGUACUACCCCUAACAUUUAGGUAGAUGAAAAAUAGAUGUUCGCCGAUUUUCAUAGAUACCGGUAUCUAUGAUUUUUUUGUGCUUAUGAUGAAAAUAUGAUUUUUCGCACGUAUUCACUCGCAGCAAUAUUUCACUUUUUUAAAUUCAACAACCGCAAUUCUGGACUGGAUUUUUUGCAAACAACCCUAUACCACCGUGUUCGUAAUAAAAUUAUCUUUAUUUU